Messenger RNA from Cyphellophora europaea CBS 101466, 1377 nucleotides. RefSeq lists its product as uncharacterized. Gene Ontology annotation, molecular function: S-adenosylmethionine-dependent methyltransferase activity. The record is from RefSeq and is a predicted model, not a curated record. Lineage: Eukaryota; Fungi; Ascomycota; Eurotiomycetes; Chaetothyriales; Cyphellophoraceae. The transcript is spliced from 2 exons. Bases 1 to 1377 code for a protein of 458 amino acids.
AUGGCAAGCCAUGACUGCGAUGCUGGUCACAAAGAGACUCAUGGCGGGGACAGUGAACGUGAGUUUCAUGCUGCCCCGGAAGACCUCGAGGAGCGUCGAGUGCUCUUUGCAGCCAUUGACUCCUUCCAUCAGUACCGCGCUACAAGCCAUUACAAUGUCACCCACCGCCGGCGGCAGAACCUUUACGCCUUGCCAUCGUCGCAGUGGCAGAUACUCGCCGCUCCGCCUUUCUCCCUCCUUGGCACCUUAUCUCAGGUCGACGACGCCAUAGACCAAAACGCCAACCUCGCUGACGCGAUCGUCUCUUUUGCCACAACCACCAUAGGCCUCCCAGCAUCACCAGCCAAAGACCACCCCCUCAACUGGCGCAACACCGCAAAACCCUCCGACCAUGCAAAAGCGCAUUCCACCCUCCGCCAAUUCUAUCGGGACUGGUCGGCUGAAGGCUUCGCCCUCGAGGUCAAACCCCUCCUGGACCUCAUCCUAAAUGAUCUACACAACCACCUCCACCUUCCCCAGAGCAGCUCCCCCUCCCCGCCACCCUCACUACUGCUGCCCGGUGCCGGUCUAUCCCGGCUCCUCCUCGCUCUCACCCUUGCCGGCUACCACUGCACGGGCAACGAAAUCUCCUAUCACGCCCUCCUCGCCUCCAACUACAUCCUCAACCACACCCGCGUCGCGCACGCCCACACGGUCUUCCCCUUCUGCACGACCUUUACGAAUCUCGCCUCCCGCUCCUCCCAGCUACGAUCGUACACCGUUCCUGAUGUGCACCCCGCCACCGCGUUCCAGGAAGCACACGAGCGCGGAGACGCGGUGGGCGAGAUGGGCAUGGCAGCGGGGGACUUUGUAACGAGUUUCGGGCCGCGCGACGCGGACAGUGCAGGUGCGUACGACGGCGUCGUCAGCGCGUACUUUAUCGACACGGCGCCGAAUCUCAUCCGUUACAUCGAGACCAUCCGGCACUGCCUUCGGCCCGGGGGCGUCUGGGUGAAUGUCGGCCCGCUGCUGUGGCAUUUCGAUGGCCGCGGCCAUCAGAGAUCGGGCGAGGAUGGAGCUGAGGAGGACGGUGCUGGAGCAGCGGAGCUGGAGAAGGAGAUGGAUAGGAAGAGGAGGAAAGCCCAACACAUGGCGAGGGAGGACGCGGGGAUCGGCGAGCCAGGUUCCUUCGAGCUCAGCAACGAGGAAGUAUUGCUGCUGGUCGAGAGCUAUGGCUUCGAGAUCCUCUGUCACGAGAUCCUGCCCGCUGACUUUGUGGGUGAAGGGAGUGGUGGCUCGUACAUACAGGAUCGUCAGAGCAUGAUGCAGAGCCGAUACCAGAACGCGCAUUGGGUAGCUAGAAAACGCAGCGAGAGCGCCAGGAAAGACCACCAAUGA